Molecule: messenger RNA, 2403 nt
Organism: Coprinopsis cinerea okayama7#130
Lineage: Eukaryota; Fungi; Basidiomycota; Agaricomycetes; Agaricales; Psathyrellaceae
Product: nucleolar complex-associated protein 3
Exons: 8
Coding region: 1-2403 (800 amino acids)
Biological process (GO): DNA replication initiation
Cellular component (GO): nucleolus
Molecular function (GO): chromatin binding
Source: RefSeq, a predicted model, not a curated record
AUGGCCAAUAAAGCGAGCAGAAAACGACCGUCAAAUGACGUCGCGGGCCCUUCGAAGAAACGGAAAUUCUCCAAGGAAACGUCGAAAGAUCGCGUCAAAGGCAAAGCAAAGGCUCCAAAGCAGGAAAGGCUUGCGGACAGAGGGGUUAUACCCAUUCCGGUCGACGACGAAGAAGAUGUUGAACUCUCAGACGAGGACAUGGAGAUGCUCGACGAGUUUGGUGAAUCUCUGGGCUUCUUACAGAAACUUGAUAAGAAAGGAAUAGCAAGGAGCAAGAAAGAAACGCAAAGAUUGAACGAGUUAACCAAACCUGUUCGACAAGCACCGAAGGUGGACGGUCUCCCCCCAAUAGAUUCCAACGACGAAGACUCGGAUGAUUGGAGCUCAGGUGUAGAAAUGGAUUCGGACCUCGACGACGAUGACAUCUCUCUAUCGGAUGACGACGCAGGCGACUUUUCCGAUUCAGACCAGGAAAUGCCAUACGAGCUCAAACCAAGAGUGGUCAAGGUCAAGGAUGACCCCAAGGAACGUGAAGUACAGCGGUUGCCCAUCAAGCUGCCGGAUGGAAAAGUCAAAAGCAGUGGGACUCGGGCGGUUCUUACAGACGGGUCCGAGGAUGAAGAGAGCGAAGAGGAAUCCGAGAUAGAGGGACCUGCUCCCAUAAAGAUCGAGGACGGCUCGACUGGGGCAAGGUUUGGUAGGCCGGCCGUGGCAGACGUACUGAAAACGUCGUCGAGGAAGCUAAGAGUCCAACUAGCCAAGGAACAGAUUGCUGGAAUAUGCAAUGACAUCCUCGCUGAUCCAGAAAACAGUUUGGUCCUUUUGAAACGGCUGCAUUCGUUUGCGCUCUCAGAGUUGACAGUUCCUGGCGAAACGAAACCUGUCCCCAACGAUGAUGUAGUACGGAAGUUGGCCAUCCUCUCCCAACUAGCUGUAUUCAAGGAUAUCAUUCCUGGGUAUCGGAUACGUGCAUUGACGGACAAGGAGAAGACGGAAAAGGUUAGCCAGAUGGUGGCACGUACUCGUGAAUGGGAACAGGGCCUAGUGUCCGUAUACCAAAACUACCUACGUCUCUUGGACGGCGAAAUCAAAGCUCGCUCACCUCUGGCGGACGCCGCUAUCCAUUGCAUGUGCAUCCUGCUAGCGGAGGUCACGCACUUCAACUUUCGCCAAAACCUUAUGGCAUGUAUUGUUGCCAGGUUAAGUAAACGCUCCUGGGACGAGACUUCAGAGCGCUGCUUGAACACGCUCAACAGUGUUUUUCGCGCGGAUCAAACUGGAGAGGCGUCCUUGGAAAUUGUACGCAUUCUGAACCGUAUGGUCAAGGAGCGAAGGUUCAAAAUCCACCCCAAUGUCCUUUCCUGCCUCCUCAAUCUUCGCCUACGGACCGAACUAAACGUCCGAGCCUCUCAAACCACCGCCGAGGUGCCCGAUUCAAAGGAAAAAAAGAAACGGAAGAAAAAGUCCGACCAGCCACAUCUGAGCAAGAAGGCCAAAAAGAUGUUAAAGGAGAGGAAGGAGAUCGAAAAGGAGAUGCGGGAAGCUGAAGCUGAGGUGGACAAGGAGGCUCGGUCAGUUACGCACACGGAAACUCUAAAAUUGCUCUUCGUGUUAUACUUCCGUAUAUUGAAGCAUCCGACGCCAUCUCCCCUUUUGCCAGCAGCGCUGUCCGGCAUCGCCAAAUUUGCCCAUUUGGUCAACAUCGAUUUUUUCAGAGACCUUAUGAAGGUUUUGAAGGAGUUGAUGGCCACUGGCACUGCGGAGGACGACACAUCGGAUGCUGAGCUCGCCGCCGCACCUCUCGGAGACGACAAGAGGACGUGCCACCGCCUGUUAUGCAUCAGCACGGCGUUCGAAUUGCUCUCAGGUCAAGGUGAAGCGCUGAAUAUAGAUCUGUCUGACUUUAUUUCAGAGCUUUACGCUAUGUUGCUUCCGCUGAGCUUGCUCCCAAACAUCGAUGCACCCCAUUCCGGCAUUUCCGUCCCCAAGAUCAGACCGAGCAGUGCGGACCAGCAAGCGCCGUCGAUAGCAGAUCUCCUUUUCAACACCCUCAAUAUAGUCUUCUCUCCGCGAAGUCCUGGGUCCAGCGGCUUGGGUAGUCCGCCCUGGCGUGCCGCAGCAUUCGCGAAGCGGCUGCUGAUUGCUUCACUGCACUGGCCCCCGGCAGUCAGCUUGCGGGCUCUGAGCUUUGUUCGAGCGCUUGUGGCGAGGCACCCCAAGCUGGAGGGGCUACUUUCGACGGAAGACCGAACUCAUAACGGCAUCUACCGUGCCGACGUCGAUGACCCGCAACUCUGCCACGCGCUCGAAUCUUCCUUCUACGAGCUUCACUUGCUGCAGAAAGCUCAUAUCAACCCGCGGGUCGGCGAGGAAGCGAGAAGGAUAUUGGACUACUCAUCGUGA